GGGCUGUACGACAGGCUGCCGUCCCCGCCGGUCACCCCUGGAAUGGAGUGCGCCGGGGAGGUGGAGGCUGUGGGGGAAGAAGUGACGGACAGAAAAGUCGGUGAUAAGGUGAUGGUGCUGAACCGUUUCGGGCUGUGGCAGGAGGUGGCUGUAGUGCCGGCAAGCCACACCUUCCUCAUACCAGAGGGCAUGAGUUUUGAGGAGGCAGCAGCCCUCCCUGUGAACUACAUCACUGCCUAUAUGAUGCUGUUUGACUUCGGCAACCUGCGGCCCAACCAGAGCGUCCUCAUUCAUGCUGCUGCAGGUGGUGUGGGCAUUGCUGCCACUCAGCUGUGCAAGACAGUGAAGGACGUCACUGUGUUCGGCACGGCAUCAGCGAGCAAGCACGAGACGAUCAGUGAGGGCGGAGUCACGCAUCCCAUCGACUAUCGCACCAAGGACUAUGUGGAGGAAGUCCGCAAGAUCAGUCCGAAAGGUCUGGACAUAAUACUGGACCCUCUCGGAGGAUCAGACACCCAUAAGGCCUACAACCUGCUGAAGCCUAUGGGCAAACUUAUCACCUAUGGUGCGGCUAACAUGCUAGCGGGCCAGAAGAAGAACCUUCUUGCCGUGGCCAAGAACUGGUACCAUCAGUUCUCCAUCCACACACUCAGCUUGAUCCAGGGAAACAAGUCGGUGUGCGGCUUCCACCUGGGCUACCUAGACGGGGAGAUGGAGCUCAUCACCCAGGCCAUGAACACCGUCCUGGAUCUCUACAAGGAUGGCAAGAUCAAGCCCCGCAUCGACUCUACUUGGCACCUUGAGCAGGUGGGCGAUGCCAUGAGAAAGAUGCAGGAGAGGAACAACAUCGGCAAAGUGAUCCUCACCACAGAGCCGAUGCCCGAGGAGGAGAAAAAGGAGGAGCCCAAGAAGGAGGACAAGAAGGAGGACAAGAAGAAGGAGGACAAGAAGAAGGAUGACAAGAAGAAGGACGAUGGCAAGAAGGAGGAGAAGAAGGACGACAAGAAGAAAGAGGAGCCCAAGAAGGAGGAGAAAAAGGAGGAGCACACCCCCCGCCUCCCACACCACCUCCACCCCCCACCCCAUCCACGGGCCGGACCCACAGACAGGCACAAAAGACAGGCAGAUAAACGGAGAACCACACCCACCCACACGUUGCUCUCUUAGUGUCCAACGCUUAGUUAUGUCACCGAGGAUGAGUCAGAGAUGCCUGUGAUUGGCUGAUGCACCCCACCUCUCCUGGAGAUAUUUGCAUCAUGGUUUUAAACAUGAUGUUUGACAGCUCAGACAAUGGUGUUAAUGCAACAAGGCCUAACACUGGUUAUCAUUUAUACGGCCUUAGCUCGUGCCCGUCUUCAUCAGUGGUGAGGGGAAACGGCUCCGUAAUGCGUGCGUUCCCACAACAUUUCUGUGAAGUUAAUACAGCGACAGCAGUUUUGCACUUGCCUGAAUAUGAAUUUCCCUCAUAAUGAGCCUUUCUGUGCAGUGUUGAAUAGGGAGGCAGAAAUCAUUGCUCAGCUUCCUUCUCCUUAGUUACAGAUUUUUCUAGCUGACCAACUGUUGGCAAGAAGUGCGCAGUGCCAAUUAAGAGAGAAUUUGUUUCUGUUCAAACAAGCCACAAAUACACACACAUACACACACACACGCACACACAAACAUACACACUCUGAAUGUGAUGAAAGAGGCACUGUCAUGCUGAGACAGUGAAGCAUCUGAAAUGAGCAAGUUAAGAAGGUGAAUACCAGUCCUUUUCCCUCAGGAUCAGGCUUUCUUCCUCCUUGAUCCUCCUCGAGGCAUUCCAUGGCAUUCUGCUCCUUUCACAGCGACCGCUGGCCUGUCGAUCACCCUGACCUGAGAGAGGAGAAUUCAAUUCAAGCUGGCGUCCAUACUUCGCCUCCCCUUCUUCUCUCUACUCUACUCUCUCUCUCUCUCCCUCCUCUUUCCAUUUCCCUCUCUAUGGUCGGCAUAGCAACAGGCGUCAGGCUCGUCAGAGAAGGCACUGUGGUCUGUUUCUCUGACUCCCUCUCCCUGUGUCUCUCUUUUCUGCCUCCCUAACUCUAUAUUUGACAACAGUCCGUGCUGUCGACCAGUGUUUCAACAGGUGGAAUAUGUAUUAGGGAUUUCAGGCAAUAAAGUAAAGAGGUGGAGCAGUUUUUAAGGUCUUUAGUCUUGCACUACCAAACAGUUUGUUCAAACCAGUCUGAAAUUCAAAUCAAGUGUUGACAAUGUGUGCAAUUAACAGUAUGCUGGUUAAAACAGCGCACCGCUCCCCCUAAUGGCCAGUAUGAAUUUUGUCUCACUGGUGUAAUGCCAUUCAAGUAUAAUCCUUAGUAUUUCAUCACAAAUCCCACUGGGUGGACUCUUAAAUCUUUCAUGUAGGAGGAUAUCGACUUUAAACCUUAGAUAUUUACCUACCUGCCUGCCCGUCCUUCCGCCCGCCUGUCCGUGAGCCCGGCCUCAGUGUUUGAGACUCAGAUGGUGACUAGUGACUUUGUAAAAAACGAAAACAAAA
This is a messenger RNA of Morone saxatilis (striped sea-bass), 2512 nucleotides long. RefSeq names its product vesicle amine transport 1 (gene vat1). The record is from RefSeq and is a predicted model, not a curated record. NCBI's taxonomy places the organism in Eukaryota, Metazoa, Chordata, Actinopteri, Moronidae. Gene Ontology annotation, molecular function: oxidoreductase activity; zinc ion binding.